Tachysurus fulvidraco (yellow catfish) is the source of this 2170-nucleotide messenger RNA. RefSeq names its product phytanoyl-CoA 2-hydroxylase interacting protein-like b (gene phyhiplb). Bases 76 to 1209 code for a protein of 377 amino acids. The transcript has 5 exons. Gene Ontology annotation, molecular function: protein binding. The record is from RefSeq and is a predicted model, not a curated record. NCBI's taxonomy places the organism in Eukaryota, Metazoa, Chordata, Actinopteri, Siluriformes, Bagridae. Gene Ontology annotation, cellular component: cytoplasm.
UAGGGGACAGAGAAGGAAGGCAAGACGAGCCACUCAGUGCAGGAUCUGCUGUUGGGAUAUCAUCAGUGAGAAGAAAUGGAGGUGCCACGCGUGGCUGGCAGUGUGAGCAGCCCCACGAGUCCGUGCGAGGACGUGAUGAAGAAUCUGAGCUUGGACGCGAUCCACCUUUGUGACAGAGAAGGAAAUAAGUCCCAGGACAGUGGCAUCGCAGAAAUGGAGGAGCUCCCUGUUCCACAGAACAUUAAAAUCAGCAACAUCACUUGUGACUCCUUUAAGAUCUGCUGGGACAUGGACUCCAGGGCUAAGGAGCGCAUCACACACUACUUUAUUGACCUUAACAAGAAGGAGAACAAGAAUGCCAACAAGUUCAAACACAAGGAUGUCCCAACAAAGCUGGUAGCUAAGGCAGUUCCUCUGCCCAUGACAGUAAGAGGCCACUGGUUUCUGAGCCCACGUACAGAGUACACUGUGGCCGUGCAGACAGCGUCUAAACAGAGUGACAGAGACUACGCUGUCUCCGAGUGGAGCGAGGUUGUGGAGUUCUGUACAGCUGAUUACUCCACGGUCCAUCUCACACAGCUGCUGGAGAAAGCCGAGGCUAUCGCAGGGAGAAUGCUGCCCUUCUCUGUCUUCUAUCGCAACCAGAACAAAGAGUACUUUGACCAUGCGAGGGAGGCGCAGAAAAACAAGAUGCUGCCGUCAGUGAAGGACAACAGCGGCAGUCACGGCUCACCCAUUAGCGGCAAGCUGGAAGGCAUCUUCUUCAGCUGUAACACCGAGUUCAACACGGGCGCCCCGCCGCAGGACUCGCCGUACGGCCGCUUCCGCUUCCAAGCGCCGGCCGAGUCUCUCUUCAACCACGACACUAACUUGUACUUCGCAGAUUUCUACUGCAUGUACACGGCUUACCACUACGUCAUCCUGGUGCUGGCGCCGCGCGGCUCACCGGGUGAUGAAUUCUGCAAGCAGAGGCUCCCGUUGCUGGAGAUCGCCAACAACCGCUUCCUGACGUGCACCGAGGACGAAGAAGGGCGGCUUUCCUUCCAACACGCGCAAGACAUCAUCCUGGAGGUGAUUUAUACAGACCCGGUGGACUUGAGCUUGGGCACGGUGGCUGAGAUCAGUGGGCACCAGCUCAUGAGUCUGUCUACGAUCAACGCCAAGAAGGACCCCAGCUGCAAGACCUGUAACAUCAGCGUCGGCCGCUAAAUCCUGUCCAAGCGCCCCCUGUUGUUCAGUUCAGUUCUGUUCUAUCUGUUUGUUUUCCUUGAGGUCUUUUCUUUUCAUUAACUAUAAUAACCCUGUAGGAGUCUUUAGUCUCCUCGACAGCAUGUGUCUCUCAAGCUUUUUACCAAACACUCAGCUCUUAUCGAUUAUAUUCGACUGUAGCUCUAUUUUUCUAUCCGUAUCCGGAGGCGUCAUUAGGACUAUCCUCGUGUCUCCUCGUUCGCUCCUUUAAUCCUUAUUGGCUGUGAAACUUACAAUGUCAUAUUUUGCCAAAGGUGACAACAUAAAGUAGCAUCAUGAUCAAGCUGAUAAUGUAGCUGGAUAUAAACUGUAUAACACGACUAUAUACCGUAUACGCGUGUAUUAAUAUUACACAUUAUCCGGAACAUUCUAAACCGAUGACAUCAGCACUUCUGCAGACUUUCAUGUUAUUUAUUCCAAUCUAAAACCUACUAUACUGUGUCUGACACUUAAUAAACAUUGCCAAGUAGUAGAAAUAGAAAAAUAUUUAUUUUUUAACCAGCGUAUAGAAAACGGAACGGACUAGAAGUGCACGAUACUGAGGACUUUGGGACAGGAAAUGGAUGCACAUGAGAGCAGAGCAGAAAGAAAUUUCUCCAAAAAUGAAAUUUGCACAAAUCUACUGCAGAAACCAAUGCAAAAUUAACAUGCACUAAAAGCCAUCAUUCAAAUAGAGAAAUAGUCAUCGAGGUCGUCAAAAAAUUCAGUCUGGGAACCCAGCACACAUGACACCGAACAAACCACACACUCGAUCGUACAAGAUCUCGACGAUUCCAAGUCGGCCUGGCAUGCAAGACACAAAACACGAUUGUUCUAUAUAUGUUGUUGCGGUUCAAACAGCAAAACAGGGUUGGUGUAAUCCGUACUGAUUGUUCAUUUCUUUCUUCUUCUUCUUCUUCUUUUUUUUUUUUUCAGACCAUAA